This is a messenger RNA of Saccostrea cuccullata (small rock oyster), 9347 nucleotides long. RefSeq lists its product as uncharacterized. The record is from RefSeq and is a predicted model, not a curated record. Gene Ontology annotation, molecular function: calcium ion binding; protein binding. Lineage: Eukaryota; Metazoa; Mollusca; Bivalvia; Ostreida; Ostreidae. Bases 1 to 8931 code for a protein of 2976 amino acids. The transcript has 56 exons.
AUGGCGGUCUGGUAUGGUGGAAGACUUGCAGAGCCAAAGGGGGUGGAGGUUGGUUCACUCUACGGGGAGAUUGCCAGUCGAGGAAAGAAAAUGCAAGACUACUGGAUAGGUUACAACAGAAAUGGAUACUCUGGCAGUAGAGACACAGUAGGAUUUUGGAGUGAUGGGAGGGGUGCAUUGUUUGAGGCUGGGGUAUGGGGGGAUUUCCAACCUGAGUGGGAGAGAGGGAGCUGUGUAUUGGUGGAUACAGAGGGGAAGUGGAAAGCCGAGUCAUGUGACAUGUUACAGUCAUCAAUGUGUGAACGCCAAGCAUGUCCUAAAGGAACUUUUAGCUGUGCUACAGUAGAGAGAUGUGUGGGAGCUAGCAGUCUGUGUGAUGAUAACAAUGACUGUGGAGACUGGUCAGAUGAGAGAAAUUGUGAAUCAAAGUGUACCUUCUACCAAUCUGGCACAGAGGGAGUCAUAGAGAGUUUGAACUACGGAUUAGGACAAUAUUCAGCCAAUAGGACGUGUGUGUGGACUGUAGAGGGUCCAAUCGGAUCACAGAUACAAAUACAGGUGCUUGAUUUUGAGACAGAGAAGAGCCUAGAUGUGUUGGAGUUGUGGGAGGGUGGUGUAACACUGGGGGACAGUAAAUGUCUGACCCGACUGAGUGGGGCCCAGAGACCUCCAGGAAUACUGCUCAGUUCUAACAACUUCCUGAUGGCCAGGUUUUCUUCAGACUCGUCUGUGCAGUACAAAGGAUUCUCUCUCAAAUGGACUAGUGAAUCAAUGAAUGCAACAAAUCUUGGAGGAAGAGUUGAAGCAGAUAAAAUUUUGAAGGAGGUCUCUACACCUUUGUAUCCACAGAAUUAUCCAGGUGGGCGGGAGUUUGUGUGGAUCAUCCAAUCACAGGGCUUGUCUGUUAUCACACUACAGGUUAGUGACAUUGAACUUUGUGGAUCAGAUUUUAUCACUGUGAAAGAUGGUGAGCAUCCCUUAGCAACUACUUUGGUGACCUUGACCUCUUCAAGUAUAUCAGGGGUCAUCACAAUGUCAACAGGCAACAGGAUGUACAUCUACAUGAAACUCGAUGAGCAUCUAAAAUGCAAAGGUGCACUGAUGCAUUACAAGACAGGAUGUGAUAUGAAUAUACAAAGGGACAGUGGGUCGAUAUUCAGUCCUGGUUAUGGUGUGACUAAUUACCCCCCAGUUCUACAUUGUACCUGGCUGAUCCAAAGUAAAAAUGGACAGGCACUUCUUCUAAGGUUUAAUGAUUUCAGACUGCAGGACAAAGACUAUGUACAGGUGUACCUUGGUUACAAUACCUCUUCCUCCCCAGUAUAUUCAGGAUCAGGACUCACUGGAAAUGUGGUUCCCUCUAAUGUCAUCUCUAAAACUGGAACCAUAUUUAUCACUAUGACAACCAGUGCCACAGGGAAUUCUAAAGGUUUCCAGGCAUCAUUUACAGCAGGUUGCAGAACUAUGAGUUCCUCCUCUCUGAUAGUGAGUUCUGGGGUCUCUGAGAUCCUCCCACAGGCUGUGGUCACUGUACAGUGUAGGACAGGGUACUACCUACAGGAACCGUACACAGGACUAAACCAGGUCACCCUGAGGUGCCAGGAGGGGGGAACUUAUGAUAAAAUCAUCCCGAUCUGUGCACAUGCAUUUUGUGGUCCACCGCCAGUUGUUGACAAUGGUUACAUUGUAAACAGUACAGGUGUUUUUGGAGGUGACAGAGUUAUGUACCACUGUAAGACUGGAUACUCAACAAUCAACUCACUCAACACCAUGUGUCAGAGUAAUGGAGUGUGGGAAACCCCUCCCACAUGUCAAGCCUCUCCUUGCCCCUCCCUACCUGUGACUGUGUUCAGGGGACAAAGAAGUACCCUCACUGGGGAUGGAGUCAGCCAUGGUUCUGUGAUCAAGUAUUCCUGUGACCCGGACUACCAGGUUCUGGGACAAUCGGUCAUCAGGUGUGACAAUGGAGCCUGGUCUGAUCACCCUCCCAACUGUCAGAAAAUUCCUUGUCUCUCCUCAUCCAUAAACAAGGGAACUAUUGACAAAUCUGGUAAUGUGGGUCAAGGGGAGAUAGUUCGAGUUACCUGUGAUUCAGGAUUUGAAAUAAAUGGAAAAUCAGAAUUCAAAUGUGGAAUGGAUGAUCCUCCAUUAUGUAUCAACAUUGAUGAGUGUAAGGUCUCUAAUGGAACCGUCUGUGAUCAGAUUUGUACAGACACGGUGGGGGGAUAUGUGUGUUCAUGUAACGAGGGCUAUAAACUUACUAGAAGCAGAAACAACAGGUGUGAAAAUAUUAAUGAGUGCCAGGAGGGUAAUGGUUUCUGUGAUGGGGGUUGUGUGGACACCCCGGGGUCUUAUUACUGUACCUGCACCCAGGGCCAGGAGCUGUACGCAUACAACGGCCAGAAUGAUCUGAUCCUCCCCGCCAUGGAGACCGGUCUGGAGCCACAUCACCGCUACCACAUCAACCAUUCCUGUGUGGCUGUUGAAUGUUCAGCUCCAACCUACUCCAUUCCAAAUGGGUUGGCCUUGACCUUAGAAACCAAGUUCUUCUACAGAGAUGAGGUCACAUAUAUGUGUAACCUUGGUUACCAGAUCAGAGGGACAGGACAGGCUACUUACAGAAUCAGCUGUCAGAUAGACGGCUCAUGGUCUGAUGUAGAACCAACUUGUGAGAGUAAGAGAAACUAUAUGUGUGAUGUGUCCAGUGAUCCGGGAGUCCUCCCAAACACCUCUGUCACCUACGGACAGUUCUAUCAUCUCCAGUGUGACAGGCCUGACGGGGGCAUCCUGUCACGGAGGAGGCAGUGUACCUAUAAUGUUAAUACCGGGAGGUACCAAACUGAGGGCGAUCCAUUGUCUUGUCCUAAAGUAAACUGUGGAACACCUCAGUCUGUAAAGGGAGCUAACCCUUACUUGUACAGCUGCACACUGUAUGGUUGUACCUUUGAGUUUACCUGUCGGUCAGUGUACACAAGGGCAGGUAACUCUUCACAGGGAGGGUCCGUGAUCAGUUGUGCAGCAGAUGGACGGUGGGACUUCGGUGACCUUCACUGCACCAAUGGUGUGUGUCCUGACCCUGGCUACCCCCCUGGGGGGUAUUCCUACACCGCCUCCCAUGAGGAGGACGGCCAGGUGUAUUACACGUGUCAGAGGCCAGGCUACAGGGCCAAGGACAUCUACCCCAUCCUGUGUUCAGAGGUCAGGGGUCAACUGAGAUGGAACUCGUCAGAUGUCAAGGUCACUCAUGAAUGUGUAGAUGUUCAGAAUCCAGUAAUGACCAAAUGCCCAUCCUUGGAUAUCACAGUGAUGAAAUAUGAGGGAGCAAACUCUACCAUUCCUGUCUUUUCUGACAACAGUGGAGCCAUAACUAGGAUUUUGGUGACUCCCUUUAACUAUCAGCCUGGUCAGGUGAUUGCACAAGAGACACUGAUUACAUAUGCAGCAUUUGACCAACAGGGAAAUAGCAUCACUUGCUCUUUUUUGGUGAAGAUUAAAGAUGAGGUACCUCCGUUGUUGUCAUGUAAACCCUCCAGGACUGUCCUGAUCCCAGAUGAGUCAGCUCUGGUGACUGUUGACCCUCUGGACUUUAUCAGCAGUGUAGAACAAGGCGCCCAGACAUCGUCCAACACAGGGAUACUGAGGCUGACCGCUACAGACAUCAACACAGUCAGGACCACUCAAAUCACAGCAACAGACUCAUCAGGGAACACAGCUUCCUGUUUAGUACAGGUCAAGGUCGAAGCUUCAAAAUGCCAGGCCUGGAGCCUUUCUAUAACACACGGCCAGAAGGCCUGCUCUCAGAAGACGGGGAAUGCUGGGAUAGAUUGUGUGUUUACUUGUGACUCGGGAUAUGUGUUUGCUGAGGACAUCAAUAGAAGAUCUGUCAAUGUGUCCUGCUUCAAUGGUGGAGAUUGGGACAGAGCUGCCCCUACAUGUCAGGUACACGAUGACUGGUAUACACAUCCUAACUCUGUCUUUGUGACCAUAAACUUGGAAAUAGCCCCCGCUGGAUUGAUUGACUUGGCCUACACGUCUUGUGCCCAAAAGAUAGAAAAUGCGUUCAUAACACGGAGUAGCUCUGUGGGAACGAUGUAUCAGCUUUAUUCAUCAGGGUCCUGCCCUGCAUCAACCAACCAGCAGUUUGUACAAACUCAGUUCUCCAACUUCCUGUGUUCUGGUUACCAGGGAACACAAAGGAAUAACACUGAGGGCAAAACAUAUUGUGUGACCUGUCCUUUAGGGUAUUACACUAAGGACAAGAGGACAUGUACCCCCUGCCCGGCUGGAACUUAUCUGGAUAGAGGAAACUUUGACAACUGCUUCAGUUGUCCAAAUAACACCAACAGUAGGGGGACUGGUCUAUCACGUCAGCAGGACUGUCACUUAAGUUGUCCCCCUGGUUUUGUGUCCAGUAGUGGACAGGCCCCCUGCUCUGAGUGCGCUGUUAAUACCUACUCCUCUAACGGUCAGUCCUGUACCACUUGUCCCAGUAAUACACUGGCUGCUAAAACAGGCUCAGCUUCCAGAGAUGAAUGUUUAGAUUACUGUCCUGCAGGGUAUUACUCCCCCAGUGGAUCUGUCCCCUGUAGACCCUGCCCCAGGAAUCACUACCAGCCCUCCCUGGGGGGUACAUCCUGUAUAGAGUGUGGGUCUCAUCAGGUCACACAGAACCCCGCCCAAUCCUCCUCACUCAGCUGUGUGGAUGGAUUGAGCACCCUCUGUCAGCCUAACCCGUGUCAGAAUGGAGGAGUGUGUGCCGUCAUCAGACAUGAUUUCUACUGCAGCUGUCCUCAGUACUACACAGGUAGGAGAUGUGAGGUAUUUCUGAAUCCCUGUUCCUCCAUUCCUUGUUUCAAUAAUGGACUCUGCUCAUUCAACUCCUCAACAGCAGAAGGAUAUACCUGUGAUUGUCUGGCUCGGUACAGUGGAUCCAGGUGUGCUGAGGAUUUAAAUGACUGCAGUUUCAGUCCCCCCUUUGUUCCUUGUAAGAAUGGGGGUCAGUGUCGAGAUCACAAUGGAGGAUAUCAGUGUUUCUGUCCCUCCUACAUAGGAUACACUGGAACCACCUGCACAGUACCUGAUCAGCCCUGUGCCAGUACCCCUUGUAAGAAUGGAGCCUCUUGUAUAGAGGAGGGAGUGAUCAGACACAAAUGUUUAUGUCUGCCAGGGUACACAGGGGAAGACUGCAGCAUAGAUAUAGACGAGUGCGCCAGUAAUCCCUGUGUCAAUGGUGGAACUUGUGUGGACAGAGUCAAUGGAUUUUCCUGUACGUGUUGGACUGGUUACUCUGGGGAUUUCUGUCAGAUCCGGUCCCAGGAAUCCGUGUGUACCCCCUCCUCCUGCCAGGGAGGGAUGUGUGUGGAUGAUUACCUCAAUGACAGGGCUGUCUGUGUAUGUAAUGGGGGAUACAGGCUCAAUGAUACCCAGUGUGAACUGUUGAACUACUGCUCCACUAAUCUCUGUGAAAAUGGAGGUCAGUGUGUCCCCCAGUAUGCUGGCCAUGUAUGUGCCUGUCUCCCGGGGUAUGGGGGACCUAGAUGUCAGUUUGACAUUAAUGAAUGUUCCAACAAUCCUUGUAAGAAUGGAGGGCAAUGCCUAAAUCAGGUCAAUGGAUACAAGUGCAACUGUACUCUGCCAGGAACAGGAGGUCUGAACUGUGAGGACAUGAAGAAUGACUGUUCACCAAACCCUUGUAAUGUGAGUCACUCGGAUAAUUGUAAAGACUUGCUGGAUGACUUCUACUGUCAGUGUCAUGUAGGCUACAGAGGGAAGACUUGUGAUGUGGGAGAUGUUGAUUGCCUUAGUUUCCCCUGCCAGCAUGGUGGGAUCUGCACACAGAUAGGCGCCUCCUAUAACUGUACCUGUCUGUCAGGCUGGGAGGGGGACAGGUGUGAAAGGGCAGUGGACAGGUGCUCAACCUCACCUUGUCAGAACGGGGGACAGUGUGUUAACGCAGUAGAUCAGCAUGUCUGCUUAUGCCAAAGUGGUUUCCUCGGUGAAAACUGUGAGGUGACCUAUGACCUCUGUAAUGUAGCCAAUCCCUGCGUUGGUCCAGGAAGUAACUGUUCUGUGAGGAAUGAGACUUCUCAUUGUGAUUGUUCGCCAGGUUACACAGGGUCUGGAUGUCACCUUCCGUUAACUUCCUGUGAGAAUACUGUAUGUCUUAAUGGUGGGUCCUGCCAGGUGUCUGAUGGGAAAGUCAAGUGUGCCUGUAUACCAGGUUAUGCGGGUUCCCGGUGUGAGACAGACAUUGAUGACUGUGUCUCUGGUGUCUGUCCUGCUGACUCCCAGUGUGUGGACGGAAUCAAUUCAGUCUCGUGUGUCUGUACAGAGGGCAGAAUAGGAGAACUCUGUGACAAAAAUUUAACCCAGACUUUUGAUUUGAUCAUUGAAACAACCAGUACCUGUGGCACAAAAAAUGAAGUUAAACCAGAAUCUUCAAUAUUCUCUCUGAAUUCAACCAAAUUCUCCAUCUCGCUGUGGCUUCGAUACACAGAUAAAUCUCGGCCAGGACCAGUUAUCUCCCUUUAUACGCUGAUGGACAAAACUUUUAUGCCAGUUGAGUUUAUUGAGAUGAGAUCCAGUGGUGUGGCUGUUACUGUUGAAUCCACUGCUGUGUACCUCUCUCAUGGAUCUAAGAAUAUUAUGGAUGGAUUAUGGCAUCAUAUGGCGUUAUGCUGGACCAGUGGAUCAGACACUGCCAGUCAGAUUGGCAUGGUCACUGUUUACAUUGACAACCAGCUGACUGCUAAACAGGAAAAUUUUGGCUCAGGGAAGCAGUUACCUCCAUGGGGUUGGUUGGUACUGGGAGGUAGAUAUGACCAAUCAAACAACAUCAUCUUGAGAAGUAAUGCUUUCACUGGUCGCUUAAGUCAGCUUUUCUUGACAAAGUCAGACCUGAUUACAGAGAUUUCAAUUCUUCAUAACAAGACAGACUUUACACCCAGUCAGUUGAUCCAAACACCUAUCACAGAUAUCAUAGAGAACAACAGAGUGUUUGUGGACUACCAGAGUCAGCUACUGGCUUCUGUAUGCAGAACAGCAAACAACUGUAUCAAGGAAUUUGAUGCUUCACAGUACCCAGCUGUGGAACAGUGUCCAGAUGACCAGCUGGUUGUAACAGAAAGAGCUGCCUUUCCAACAUGGAUGGAGAUUUCCUUUUCAAAUGCCAAUCAAGUCAAACAUACCAAGCAGUCAGGAGCUGAGAGGUUGUCCUGGGGAUUCUAUGAGAUUUCUUCAGCCGGAUUUGAUGCCAGUGGAAAUGCCGCAGUGUGCUCCUUUGUACUCUACAACAGAAGAGUUGCUUGUGGAGAGGUGCUUCCUGUUGCUCCAUACAAGGGAGCUAAAUCUUGCACAACAUUGACUGAUGGAGAGAGAUGCUCUCCUGUUUGUUUACAGCCUAACCAUACAACCAGUCAACCGGGGCCUAAGUACUACAGCUGUAACAUGUAUAAUCUGUUUGACUCGGUCAGUCGUUUACAGCCAUUUGUCUUGCCUGCUUGUGCUGCUUCCACCAGCAGACUUGUGGACCUGACAAUGACAGUGGAGUUAACUCUGACAGAGAGGUGUGGCCAGAUUCAGGGGGGCGUGGCUGCUCUGACUAAGUCCCGCCUCUCAACCAUCAGUGCUAUGUGGCAGCGGGGGCUGUGUGGUUAUGGGGUGUGUUCUAAUGUCAGUGUCACUUGUCCAUCAACAGGUGCCCCCUAUCUCACAGCCAUCUUCUCAUCCAUCAGUGAAUAUUUAACAAACAGCCAGUCCAUAACCUCACAUGUUAAAGACAUUUUGGUAACAGAGUUUGCAGACAAGCACACAUUUGACUUUACGACAUCCACACCAGUUCUGUCUUCCAUUCAGUUUGAUUUCCUUCCCGUGUGUUCUAGAGGACAUCAGCUUGUUGGAGAGCUCUGUGUCCAGUGCAGUGUGGGUACGUUCUAUAACACCUCCUCUAGACUGUGUCAGCCCUGUCCUGUGGGUCAGUACCAAGAUCAGGAGGGGCAGUUUUCCUGUAAAUUCUGUCCCUACAGCCAGGAGUCUACCACCACCUACCAACCUGGGGCUCAGGGUAUUCUCAGUUGUAAGGAUUCCUGUGCAAGUGGUACUUUUUACAACUUGAGCACAGGUUCCUGUCAACAAUGCCCCCUGGGAUACUAUCAGGAGAAUUCUGGGUAUUUUCAUUGCUUUCCCUGUAAUGUUGACAAGACAACAGCAUAUCCUGGAUCCAAACAACAGUCCCUCUGUGUUGCAUAUUCUAAAGCCUUCACUACAGCCAAAACACCAACAAAUGUAGGACAAAGUACAGACAUGGAGGAAGAGUUCACGGCAGCAGUUAUCAUCGCUAUUGUCAUCGGCAUCAUCAUCUUCAUCGUAGCAUUCAUUCUGCUGUUCCUUUUCUUUUGCAGAGAAAAAGUGCCUUGUUUUGGCCAAAAUGAGGUAAUACCAGAGGGAACUACACCCUGGAAGUAUGUCAACAGAUAUGGAGAAACUAAUCUGAAAUUUGUGAAUUAUCGUCUACAAGAUGUCCGAGAACGGAAGCGACGUAAACGUGUUGAUCGUCGACCGUUUUCCUCCAGAGAAGGGCCAUAUGGACCAGAGGUGGCGCUAGGAUACAAUACUGAGGACUCCAUCAACUUCAGGGAUGCCCCAGAAACUUUAACACCAAGACAUCUUCCACCCAUCUCAUCAAACACAGUGGAGGAAACCUAUGAAAAACCUAAAAAGAGAAGAAAAAAGAAGAGAAAGAAUGUGUCCCCAGACAGGGAACCAAGGGCACUGAAACCGCUGAAGGGGUCAGGGUUCAGGUCAUCAGCGCCACCUAGUGAAAGUGGCUCACAAAGGGGAGAAAUGGGAGAUAACCAUUAUAUAGACCCUGUACAUUCUGACACUAGGAAUGGACAUAUUAAAAUAGAUUCUGACAACGAAGAUUACAGAUGAGAGUUAAACAGUUGUAGAUAUGAUUAAUUUUUUAAUUGUUGGGUAGGAGCCCUUUGUCCUAGUCCUCUAUCUAUAGCUGAUCUGUGUAAUAAGAGAGGGGAGUUGAAAUAAAAAUUUUAGUUUGAAUAUGGUUUUUACACAUAAUUGUUGACUUUGGUAGUAGGGAUGUGUAUUGAGCCAAAAAUUUCGAUAUGAUACGAUACAAUAUUUUUGAAAGCGAUAUGCGAUAUAUUGGAUUCUAAAACAAGUCCAUCAGAAAAGGCUUAUAAACCAUUUUAUAACAAUGAAGUGUUUUAUUACCCAUUUUAAAGUUUUUGUUUCAUUGACAUUACAAUUAUACUUGAAAUUAAAACUUUUAAUGACAGUAAAAUUAACAUGUUCAAAUAAAAUUCUCUUUGUAUUUUGUAACAAUUAUA